Molecule: messenger RNA, 1476 nt
Organism: Capronia epimyces CBS 606.96
Lineage: Eukaryota; Fungi; Ascomycota; Eurotiomycetes; Chaetothyriales; Herpotrichiellaceae
Exons: 1
Coding region: 1-1476 (491 amino acids)
Cellular component (GO): cytoplasm; mitochondrion
Molecular function (GO): lipoic acid binding; acetyltransferase activity
Source: RefSeq, a predicted model, not a curated record
AUGAAACCUCUCCCCUCACCGCAGGCCCUACGGCUUCUGCAAGGCCUGAUCCGACGCCCAUGCCUCGCGACGAGACCUCGACCAUGUCCCCCCUUCCUUCAUCUGAGCAAGCAUUUCCAUGCGGCCGCCCGGCUAGACAGGACGGAAACCCACGUACUGUCAGACAUUGGCGAAGGGGUCAAAGAAGUCCAGAUCAUCCAGUGGUUCGUGGAGGAGGGAGCACCCAUCGAAGAGUGGAGUCCUCUGUGUGAAGUCCAGAGCGACAAGGCGUCGGUUGAGAUCACGUCCAAGUACAGCGGCGUCAUCAAGAAGAUACACUUCGGGCAAGACGCCGUUGUUCAGGUGGGAGACUCCAUGGUCGACAUCGAGGUGGAAGGCGAGGAAGGAGAAGGAGAAGUGGAGGACAAUGCAGUGCAGCAGCAGCAGCAGAACAGUUCCGACCUUGCCGAUGCCGAGCAACUGGCCGAGGGCGGCGGAGAAGCUGUUCGGGAAGAGGCCGAGUUGCUGGAAGAGAAGGCUGCUCCGGGGUUGCGAUCCGAGCCGUCAGGGAAACAUGCCUCGCUCGCAACACCAGCGGUGAGAGGUCUGCUGAAAGAACACGGCCUGGCCAUCGAGGACAUACCAGGAACGGGCAAAGAUGGCCGUGUGCUCAAGGAGGAUGUCCACCGAUAUCUCGAGAAAGGCUCUGGGCAGCCUUCACCUUCGCCUUCGUCCGCCCCUCCGGCCGCGACCAGGCCAGAGGUUGACGCGAAACAGACCGAGACGCCACAGAAACUGACGCCAGUGCAAGCCGCCAUGUUCAAGAGCAUGACGGCGUCGCUCAACAUCCCGCAUUUUCUGUACUCCGACACGGCCGACAUCACCAAUCUCGCUCUGAUGCGAGCCAAGUUGAAUGCCGCCCGCAACCCGGAAACGGCGCCCAAAUACACAUACCUGCCCUUCAUCAUCAAGGCGGUCUCACUGGCCCUGAACAAAUACCCGCUACUCAACGCGCGCUUGGAUGUGACCACCGACCCGAAAAAGCCCCAGCUACUGAUGCGGCCGGUCCACAACAUCGGCAUAGCAAUGGACACUCCGAACGGCCUGAUUGUGCCGGUCAUCAAGGCUGUCAAUGCACGCUCCAUCACCUCCAUCAGCCAGGAGAUCCAGCGGCUUUCGCAGCUCGGCCAAGCCGGCAAACUGGGCAACAACGACCUCACCGGAGGAACCAUCACCGUCACCAACAUCGGAAACAUCGGCGGCGAGGUCGUCGCCCCGGUCAUUGUCGAGGGCCAGCUGGCAAUCGUGGGCGUCGGCAAAGUCAAGACCGUUCCUGUCUUCGCCGACGACGGCCUGACCGUCAAGCCUGCGCAAGUGGCCAACAUCAGUUGGAGCGCUGAUCACAGAGUCGUUGACGGCGCCACCAUGGCCAGGAUGGCCCAAGUCGUCCAGAAAUAUCUCGAAGAACCCAGCUCAAUGCUGGUCGACAUGUCUUGA